AUGACGGAGGAGCUGGUAGCAUCCCGAGGUGGUUUUGGGCACCUCACAGUCCCCUUGAAGCGACAUGAGCACGCUUCGAAGCUCAUAAUCACGGAUGACUCAUGGGUUUGCAUAACCUUUCAUAAAAAUCGAUUGGUGUGCUUUGAUUGGAUUGUAUGUGGACCAAUCAGUCCACGGUUCGAGGCGUCUUCCGUAAACCCGAUGUGGUCCAUCGGCCCUCGUCAUGGUCGUCUAAACCUCCAUUCUGGUCAGUCCUCCGAACUCAGAUGUCAAGACAAAUUUGCAUUAUUUAAACGCCUUGCUGGCCUUUGGCAUGUGGCUUUUUGGGACUGA
Molecule: messenger RNA, 333 nt
Organism: Protopolystoma xenopodis
Lineage: Eukaryota; Metazoa; Platyhelminthes; Monogenea; Polystomatidea; Polystomatidae
Source: the annotation of a GenBank genome assembly